This is a messenger RNA of Suillus subaureus, 810 nucleotides long. RefSeq lists its product as uncharacterized. Bases 123 to 704 code for a protein of 193 amino acids. The transcript has 4 exons. The record is from RefSeq and is a predicted model, not a curated record. NCBI's taxonomy places the organism in Eukaryota, Fungi, Basidiomycota, Agaricomycetes, Boletales, Suillaceae.
CAUUCGAGUGCCUCGCACAUUCACUAAGGUUGGAGCUGCCGCUCCAACGUUUAGAAGAUGUUGUCACAUACCUUCUCGAGAAAGAUGCAGGGCUGUCAGCAACUGCGACUCUUGAUCCAGACAUGUGGAGCUGGGCUAGAAACAUGGCGUUGUUUCCCAAGGUUCAAGCAGCGGUUCUUGCUGCUGAUCAACUGUGCACCAGAAUUAAGGGGAAGGUUGUUAAUGCUACUGCGGAAUCUCAAAUCGUCGAAUUUUCGGUUACAGUCAAUGCCGACCACGAUAACCCUAAUCCGAUUUGUGCUAUUGUUAUUUUAGCGAUACUUGAUGGUGAGGUGUCAAAUGAUGCGUCAGGUUUCGGCCAGAUGGUUGGCGUCGACCUUUCAUGCUGUCAUCAGUCAUUUCAAAAGGACAUCCGAAACCCCCCGAAGGAUCGUCCCCUCGAACUCGGGUUCGUCUUUGCAUGGAUACGUGGGCAGCAUGCCUCGAGUUGGUUGUUCGGCUAUCAUCAAAACAACGUAGUUACCAGGAUGCUACAGCAAUUAAGCGAUGAUAAAGACUCGACUGGCACCUCCCUCUUUUUGCGGAUGCACAAAAAUGAGCGGAACACGGAAGUCUUUGAACUUGGGAUCGAGUUCAUACUCGACGUUUACAGAGGUCCUUUAUCUUGGUCACGAGGAUACUACAAGCGGUCAUUGACCAUCUAGGGUCAUGAGGAGAUGUAUGCUAACACGUAUCAUAAUAGCUUUGCAAUCACUAUUUACAAUUUGUCCUUUAAUGCAAUUACAUUUGAACUCACAGAACCGCCUUCAU